CCGGGGCUGGUGGCGAGAAGGCAGUCUCCCAAGGCUUUGUGGAUACUGGAGAGGAAAAGACUGGAGCCUCCGACCUUCCAGGGCAGUCUGCCUUACUGCCCAGGUGCCAGGGAAGCCCAGGACCCCGCCUGUCGGAGUCCCCAGUGUCCGGUCUGAGGAUGGCGGAGCAGCAGGGCCGGGGGCCCGAGUGCCCUGUCUGCUGGAGCCCCUUCAACAACACGUUCCACACCCCCAAAGUGCUGGCCUGCUGCCACUCCUUCUGCGUGGAGUGCCUGGCCCACCUCAGCCUGCUGACCCCGACGCGCCGCCGCUUGCUGUGCCCGCUCUGUCGCCACCCCACCGUGCUGGCCUCCGGGCAGCCUGUCACUGACUUGCCCACGGACACCGCCCUGCUCACCCUGCUCCGCCUGGAGCCCCACCACGUCAUCCUGGAAGGCCGCCAGCUCUGUCUCAAGGACCAGCCCAAGAGCCGCUACUUCCUGCGCCAGCCCCGGGUCUACACGCUGGACCUGGGCCCUGAGCCCGGGAGUCAGGCCGCGCGCCCCCAGGACGUGGGCCGCAGCACCAGGCCGGUGCCCAUCCCCAGCCACUACUCUCUGCGGGAGUGUUUCCGCAACCCGCACUUCCGGAUCUUUGCCUACAUGAUGGCGGUCGUCCUCUGCGGCACCGUGUUGUUCAUCUUCUCCAUCUUUUGCACCAGACGGUUCUUCUGGGGGCUGGGGUGA
This is a messenger RNA of Dama dama (fallow deer), 725 nucleotides long. RefSeq names its product ring finger protein 183 (gene RNF183). Gene Ontology annotation, molecular function: ubiquitin protein ligase activity. The record is from RefSeq and is a predicted model, not a curated record. Bases 159 to 725 code for a protein of 188 amino acids. Gene Ontology annotation, biological process: protein ubiquitination. NCBI's taxonomy places the organism in Eukaryota, Metazoa, Chordata, Mammalia, Artiodactyla, Cervidae. The transcript has 2 exons.